This is a messenger RNA of Mesorhabditis belari, 333 nucleotides long. The record is from the annotation of a GenBank genome assembly. NCBI's taxonomy places the organism in Eukaryota, Metazoa, Nematoda, Chromadorea, Rhabditida, Rhabditidae.
AUGAAUGCACCAAUGGGAUUCGAGGGAGGGUCCAAUCCGGAGAAAGCGCGAGAGAUGGCCGAGAAACAAGAGAAUGCUAUAAAUCAGAUGUUGUCACAGAUUUUGGAACAACCAGCUCUCGUGCGACUAUCGAAUCUGGCGGCGGCGAAACCCGAAAAGGCGCAACUCGUUCAACAAACGAUCAUUAAUAUGGCAAAAAGAGGACAAAUCGUCGGGCGAAUGUCGGAUGAAAGUUUGAAGGCACUUCUCGAGAAAGUCUCCGAACAAACACACAAAACUACGACCGUCAAGUUUGAUCGCAGACGCGUCGCCCUCGACUCGGACGAUGAAUAU